AUGAACGACAGCGUUAACAACAACAACAGCAGCAGCAGCAACUUAGGUAGAACCAACUUCACUAACAAACAACUGACGGAAUUAGAGAAGGAGUUUCACUUCAACAAAUACCUAACUAGAGCCCGACGUAUUGAGAUAGCCUCGACAUUGGGACUCAACGAAACUCAAGUUAAAAUUUGGUUCCAAAACCGGCGUAUGAAACACAAAAAGAGAUUGAAAGAA
Helobdella robusta is the source of this 222-nucleotide messenger RNA. RefSeq lists its product as hypothetical. The transcript has a single exon. The annotation marks the transcript as partial. NCBI's taxonomy places the organism in Eukaryota, Metazoa, Annelida, Clitellata, Rhynchobdellida, Glossiphoniidae. The record is from RefSeq and is a predicted model, not a curated record. Gene Ontology annotation, cellular component: nucleus. Gene Ontology annotation, biological process: regulation of transcription by RNA polymerase II. Gene Ontology annotation, molecular function: DNA-binding transcription factor activity, RNA polymerase II-specific; RNA polymerase II cis-regulatory region sequence-specific DNA binding.